CAUGCGCAAAAAAGCGAACGCUCACACGUGGUUGCAGCUUGUAGUCUCUAACAUAUAAUGCUUUUUUCUUUAAUUUCUUUAAUAAUAAUCUAAGAAAGAAAUAAUAUCGAUAAUAGAUUCAUCGUGAUAUUUCUUCAGUUGUCUAUCCGAGAUGCCUAUCUAUUCUGAAGAUAUACCCGAGGAAAUGGAGCAAGAACCGAUGGAAGGUGUCGCGAACGAAGAUGAAAGCAGCGAGAGCAGUGAUAACGAAUCCAUGGAAAACGCGAACGAGAAUCAGAAGGAGACUGAAUCGAAGGUGUACCUUCCAGGACAAGGCUUAGAAGAAGGAGAGGAACUUGUUGCCGACAAGUCGGUGUACAGAUUAUUGCAUCACGCGCAAUCCGGUGCGCCAUGUCUCAGCUUCGACAUAAUACCAGACGAUUUAGGUAACUGCAGGGAGAGCUAUCCUUUGACCAUGUAUAUAGUUGCUGGGACACAAGCUGCCAAGACGCACGUCAAUAAUCUUCUUGUCAUGAAAAUGUCCAAUUUACAUGGUACUAGGCAGAGCUCCGAGGAUUCAGAAAGCGAAUCGAGUGAUUCAGAAGAUGAGAAUGACGAACGUAGACCAGUUAUGAAUGUUGCGCCUAUAAAACAUCAAGGAUGUGUUAACAGAGUGAGAUGUACAAAACUUGGUGAAACAAAACUAGCUGCUAGUUGGAGCGAAUUGGGACGCGUAAAUAUUUGGAAUUUGCAAGAGCAACUAAAUGCAAUUGAAAAUCCCAGCCUACUAACUGCAUAUCGUAACAAGUGUGACAAAAGAGAUGGAGGUAUUAGGCCACUGUAUACAUUCAAAGGCCAUCUCUCUGAAGGAUUCGGUCUCGAUUGGUGCUGUACCGAACCAGGUACUCUGGCAUCUGGCGAUUGCAAAGGUAACAUACAUAUAUGGCGAAUCGACAGUACUGGUGCAUCCUGGCAUGUAGAUCAAAGGCCGUACAAUUCGCAUGCCCCGCACAGUGUGGAAGAUUUGCAAUGGUCGCCAAAUGAAAAGAAUGUACUGGCAUCGUGUUCAGUAGAUAAAAGCAUAAAAAUUUGGGAUACUCGAGCGAGUCCACAGAAUGCGUGCAUGUUGACGGCGUCUGGUGCUCAUACAGCCGAUAUCAAUGUUAUCUCAUGGAAUCCUAAAGAAACUCAGUUUAUUAUAUCAGGAGGUGACGACGGAUUACUUUGUGUAUGGGAUUUACGACAGUUUGGAGCUAAUGCUGCAAGCCCAGUUGCUACUUUCAAGCAACAUGUCGCACCAGUUACCACUGUGGAAUGGCAUCCAACAGAAGCCACGGUAUUCGCUUCCGGCGGAGCCGACGAUGUAGUCGCUCAAUGGGAUUUGUCAGUGGAAGUAGAUCAUACAGAGGAACCACAGGACACUGAAUUGGCCAAAUUGCCGCCGCAACUGUUAUUCAUACAUCAAGGUCAAUCUGAUAUCAAAGAAUUACACUGGCAUCCGCAAUGUCCAGGAACUAUGAUAUCGACUGCACAUUCAGGUUUUAAUAUAUUCCGUACAAUUAGCAUAUAAAUAAAUAUUUCUUUGAAAAUAAUAAUGGAGAUAAAUAUUUAUAUAAAAACUCUGGCAAUAUAUUAUGUAAAAUAUAUCUUUAUAAAUUU
This is a messenger RNA of Cataglyphis hispanica, 1638 nucleotides long. Its product is annotated as glutamate-rich WD repeat-containing protein 1. The coding region runs from base 152 to 1549 and encodes 465 amino acids. Gene Ontology annotation, molecular function: protein binding. The transcript has 4 exons. The record is from RefSeq and is a predicted model, not a curated record. NCBI's taxonomy places the organism in Eukaryota, Metazoa, Arthropoda, Insecta, Hymenoptera, Formicidae.